Exophiala bonariae is the source of this 1449-nucleotide messenger RNA. RefSeq lists its product as uncharacterized. The record is from RefSeq and is a predicted model, not a curated record. Lineage: Eukaryota; Fungi; Ascomycota; Eurotiomycetes; Chaetothyriales; Herpotrichiellaceae. Bases 1 to 1449 code for a protein of 482 amino acids. The transcript is spliced from 4 exons.
AUGACAACGAUGCAGAACGAAUCAACCGCAGAGAUUGCUGCGAAAGACUUGGUUCGCAUGCUCGAACUGAAAUCAUUUGACCGAUCGACCGUGUACAGCCUCUUUGCCGUCCUCCCGGAGUUGCUCGAAGCCUUCAUCCUCAAAUAUGCUCAUCACCGAACUGUAUCCAGUGAUAUUGUCGAACACUGUAAGAAAGAAUACCUGUCAAUCGUGGAGGGAGUCCAUCACGGGUCUCUCUUGUCCGCCGAAAAACAACCAUUGGAUGAUAUCAUGGACCUCUGGCACAGUCACCAGCCAAGUCUCGUUGACGAAGAGGAUAACGGACUGGAGUCUAAGGAAUCUGCUGAGGCAGAUGUCAAGCAUAAGAAGCUGUCAGAAAAUGAUCUAAGAGACUCUGAUGCAGUACUAACAGCAGCUGAGAGAGCCGUGUACCAAAGUGUCGACUUGAAUGGCGACAUAUACCAAUGGCUUCUCCUCCGUGCUCGCCGAGAGAUGCUCUUAGCCAGUGGUGACUCAAAAUCAUCAGUGUCCAUCCGCCGAAUGAUCUCCGCUUCCCGGCCCAAACCUGACAGAAUCUCGAAGGACCAAGCCACACGAACCCAACAUAUGGCUUUUCGGUUGGACUGGGGUCCGACCGCGUUUUUGCUUGAGCAGGGUGCAGAUGCUCAAGCGUUGAGUUGCGGAGAAUAUUUGCAACAGAUGUGGCCGUGGGUGGCAGAUCAGAUAUUGCACCUUGUCAAACGUAUGGUUGCUCGCCCCAACACCCGUCACAACUGCAUAUUGCAAGAUCGUGCACGGAUCAGGGUUCGCCUCCAUAACUCCAUGGUCACUGUGAAUGUUUGGGGUCCAACAUGUACCAUCGUGGAAGUUAGUGAAGCUUUUACGUGGCUUAGCGCCGCCCUUCGCUCGUCUCCGUUCGAGACUGGAAUCGCCAUUUGCCUACCGGUCAUUCGUGAAGUCCGUAUGCAAAAGCGUUUCGACAGAAAUGUUCUUAUGAAAAAAAAAUUCGCACAAGACAUAAAUACAUUCAUGUGCACGCUCGAGAUGCAAUUACAACCGCACACCGCCGCCAGUGAGACAUCCAAUUGCAUGUGUUGGUAUAGUUUAUUUAAGAACCCCGUCGUCGUUGGCGGGUGCCCAAUUCCUCGAGGUGUCGACCGCCGCACGGGUCGGGAACUACCACUUGGCCUUAUGGCGGAACUGGUCGGAACCCGAAAGCUGAAGCAAUUCAAUGGGAAGCUGUUCAUCAAGGGGUUCUCGGCAAUGUUGAUACCUGUGGGCCAGAACGGAAAUAUCCUUCUCUGGCACUUAGCUUUCGACAGAAGUGGAAAUCUAAUAUCCUAUUUACAUCGGACCGAUGAACACCUAGCGAGUCUUGACCAGGCCUACGUGGAAGGCGCGCGACACAUCCUCGGCUGGUGUAAAGAGGCUAGAUAUUAUGCCGGUUAG